UGAACUGAUCUCUAUCACCUGGAGAUAGCGGGAGAUCUCCAGGCACCGCCUGGAGUUCGGAGCACUCUUUUUGCUAUACAGCCAGCUGGAGCUUGGCCACCCGAGCAUGGCCGCGAGCGGCGGCGGGCCGGGCGCUGAUUGGCUGCCCCCGCGCUCGCCGGGCGGCCCGGUGGUGCGCACGGUGGAGAUGCACGCGGGCGGGGAGCCGCUGCGGGUGGUGCUGCCGGGCGGCCUGCCCGGGCUGGAGCCUCCGGGCGGCGGCGAAUUGCCGCUCCUGGCGCUGCGGCGCCGCCUCUUGACCUCGCCCGAGCUGGACGCCCUGCGGCGGCUGCUGAUGCACGAGCCCCGCGGGCACCGCGACAUGUACGGGGCGCUGCUGGUGCGCGGCGGCCAGGAGGAGGAGGAGGACGCCGGAGCCCUCUUCGUCCACAACGAGGGCGCCAGCUCCAUGUGCGGCCACGCCGUCCUCUGCCUGGCCCGCCUCGCCCUCGACUACGGCCUCCGCCGGCCUCCGCCCGCCGCCGCCGAGGAGGAGGAGGUCCCGGUCACCAUCCGCUGCCCCUGCGGGCCCGUCGUCGCCUUCGCCUCCUGGGACGGGCAGCGCAGCGGCAGCCGCGUCCGCUUCCACAGCGUGCCCGCCUUCGCCGACGCCACAGAUCUAACGGUAGACGUUCCCGGCUAUGGGAAAGUGGUGGUUGAUAUCGCAUACGGUGGCGCUUUUUAUGCAUUUCUCAGCGCUGAAAAGCUGGGCCUAGACGUGUGUUCUUCAAAGCUGAGGGAUCUUGUAGACGCAGCAUCUGCAGUAACCGAAGCAGUGAAGGCCCAGUACACUGUCUGCCAUCCUCACAUUAAAGAUGUGAGCUUCCUUUAUGGGACUAUACUGACCGAUGGCAAGGACGCCUUUAGCGAUGAGCCGACAAGCAACAUCUGUGUGUUUGCAGACGCACAGGUCGACCGAAGCCCUACUGGGUCAGGCGUGACGGCUCGCAUUGCCUUGCAAUACCAUAAAGGGCUCAUCCAGCUGGGCCAGACCAGGACUUUCAGAAGCAGCACAACUGGUUCCUUGUUCACUGGAAAAGCGGUGAAGGAAUCGAAAAGCGGUGACCACAAUGCUGUUAUCGUAGAAGUCUCCGGAGAAUCCUUUUAUACUGGAACAUCAGCCUUCACCCUGGAGGAGAAUGACCCAUUGAAAUAUGGGUUUCUUCUUAAAUGAUGUCAAGUUUCUGGCUUCGUAGAAACCUUGAUCAAAAAGAUGGGACUUUGAGGAAUAUGGCUUCCCGAAUAGGAGCUCUUAUACAGAGCUCCUGGAUCUUAACUCUUUGAGGGUGUUUAGAUGCUGGUGGGAGAGAACAAGAUUAAUCUCUCUCCUUCCCCUUCAAGACGAGGCACUUCGACAGGUAACCAUCUCUGGGACUGUGUAACAGAUGUAAGACGGCCGGAUUCCAUUGGGACAGUGCAGUAUUCCCUCUAAGCUGUGGAUUCUCGUGAGCCGGAAUUCUACUCCAUGAGCCAAAAGUGCUACUUGCAUAAACGCUGUCAGCGAGCCUCCUUAAUAUUCUAUAUUUUUAAAUUCAGUUUACAAACCUACAAACUAUAUUUACCAUACUAUUAUCAUUUUUCUUGAAAGUGAAAUACUCUAUAUUCUCUAGCUCCCUCAAACAGAAACAAAUGAGCACACAGUAAACACCACUUGCGGG
This is a messenger RNA of Gekko japonicus, 1697 nucleotides long. RefSeq names its product L-3-hydroxyproline dehydratase (trans-) (gene L3HYPDH). The transcript has 5 exons. The record is from RefSeq and is a predicted model, not a curated record. Gene Ontology annotation, molecular function: hydro-lyase activity. Lineage: Eukaryota; Metazoa; Chordata; Lepidosauria; Squamata; Gekkonidae. The coding region runs from base 107 to 1213 and encodes 368 amino acids.